CUUACUCCAUCGUCGAUAUUAGGAACAAGGAUUUGGAGGGCUGAGAUUAAUUUUAAGCUACCUUAAUAAUUAGGCUUCAUAAUAAGUUCAUAGUAUAUUUCAUCAUUUCUAAAAUAAACCCUAAUUCCAAUCGCCGUCUUCUUUCCGGAACCACCAAUUUACUUAGCAUCAUUUCAAGAUCGUGAUAGGACACACUCAUCAUCAUCAUCAUCAUGUCGUUGUUUUACAAGGAAGAUAAGAUUCAAAUCCGUGAGGUGUGCUCCGACAAUCUAGAAUCAGAGAUGUCUCUGAUCCGAGACGCCGUGGAUGAUUUUCCGUUCGUCGGAAUGGUGUGCAGACCACUAGCCGUCGGCGAUUUCCCAGGAAUCGUGUUAGGUAAUUUCAAUAACCUAGCCGAGUACAACUACGAAACCCUAAAAACGAACGUCAACAAUGUCGAAACGCUUCAGCUCGGACUCACUCUCUCCAACGAGAAUGGAGACCUCCCAACUUGUGGGACUGGCAAAUACUGUAUCUGGCAGUUCAAUAUCCGCGACGCCGUCGCUGAAAACAACCAAACCGGUAUAGAUCCCGAAGAAUUCGUUAAGCUUAUGAUGUCUCCAGGGACUGUGUUGAACGAAAACGUCCACUUGGUUACAUUCCACGGCGGAUACGAUGUCGGGUACUUGCUCAAGCUCCUCACUUGUCAGAAUCUUCCAGAGACGCAAUCGGGGUUCUUUCAGAUGAUCAGUUUGUAUUUCCCUAGAGUUUACGACGUCAAACACUUGAUGAAGUUCAGCAACGGUGUUUAUGGAGAUCUCAACUAUUUGGCUGAGCUGCUCGAUGUCGAGAGAGUUUGGAUUGAUCACCAGGUCGGAUCAGACUGCUUGUUGACGUCGUGUACAUUCAGGAAGCUGCAGGAGGUUUUCUUCACUGGUUCUUUGGAUAAAUAUUCUGGUAUUUUUUUUGGAUUAGGUGUUGUGACCAAUGGUUAGUUUUCAUGGAAGACAAAAAUUGAGUGUGUGUCUGUGUGCUAUGUUUGCUUCUUCGUUAUGUUUUUACCACGCUUUGCUUCAAUGUUGUAUUGGCUACGACACCCAAAUGUUGGAAGGUUGAAAUUGAUUGGGGUUUUGAGUAUCACCAUUUGGUAUGUCAA
Messenger RNA from Camelina sativa (false flax), 1135 nucleotides. The record is from RefSeq and is a predicted model, not a curated record. Lineage: Eukaryota; Viridiplantae; Streptophyta; Magnoliopsida; Brassicales; Brassicaceae.